AUGUCGGCGACGACUUCGUCCUCUGCCGCCAAGGCCACGCAGGCCGAUCACUUUCCCGAUGGCACUGCCGACUACGUUCCUGUGCGUGCCUCCAAGGCCUACGACACCAAGAAGCCUCACAUCUCGACCCAGCCUGUCACUCUGGCCAACUGGCACAAGCACGUCAACUGGCUCAACACCACCUUCAUUCUGAUCAUUCCCUUGGUCGGAUUCAUCAGUUCCUACUGGAUCCCUCUGACGUGGAAGACGGCCGUGUUCGCUGUCGUCUAUUACUUCAAUACUGGCCUCGGCAUCACUGCUGGAUACCAUCGCCUCUGGGCUCACCGUUCUUACAAGGCCAGCCUUCCCCUCAGAAUCUACCUUGCUGCUGUUGGCGCCGGCGCCGUCGAAGGCUCUAUCCGAUGGUGGUCCCACGGUCACCGCGCUCACCACCGAUACACCGAUACCGACAAGGACCCCUACUCUGUUCGAAAGGGUCUCCUCUACAGCCACAUCGGCUGGAUGGUUUUGAAACAGGAUCCCAAGCGUAUGGGCCGAACCGAUAUCACCGAUCUCAACGAGGACCCUGUCGUCAUGUGGCAGCACGUUCACUUCAUCAAGUGUGUCAUCGGCAUGGGUAUCAUCUUCCCUACUCUUGUCUGCGGCCUGGGCUGGGGUGACUGGCUCGGCGGAUACGUCUACGGCGGUAUCCUCCGCAUUUUCGUCGUCCAGCAGGCCACCUUCUGCGUCAACUCCUUGGCCCACUGGCUCGGUGACCAGCCCUUCGACGACCGCAACUCGCCUCGUGACCAUGUCAUCACUGCUCUCGUUACCCUCGGCGAGGGAUACCACAACUUCCACCACGAGUUCCCCUCCGACUACCGCAACGCUAUUCAGUGGUGGCAGUACGACCCCACCAAGUGGUGCAUCUGGACUUGGAAGCAACUCGGCCUCGCAUCUGACCUCAAGCAAUUCCGCCAGAAUGAGAUUGAGAAGGGACGUGUUCAGCAGCUCCAGAAGAAGCUCGACCAGAAGCGCGCGAAGCUUGACUGGGGUGUUCCUCUUGAGCAGUUGCCCGUCAUUGACUGGGAUGACUUCGUUUCGCAGGCCAAGAAUGGCAGGGGUCUCGUUGCCAUUGCCGGUGUUAUCCACGAUGUGACUGACUUCAUCAAGGAGCACCCAGGUGGCAAGGCUCUCAUCUCCUCCGCUGUCGGCAAGGAUGCCACCGCAAUCUUCAACGGCGGUGUCUAUCUCCACUCCAACGCCGCUCACAACCUUCUUUCCACCAUGCGCGUUGGUGUCCUCCGCGGUGGUUGCGAGGUUGAGAUUUGGAAGCGUGCCCAGUACGAAAACAAGGACAUGACAUAUGUCACCGACUCGAGCGGCCAGCGUAUCGUCCGUGCUGGUGAUCAGCUUACCCGCGUGUCGAUGCCUGCCGCCAGCGCCGACGCUGCAUGA
Molecule: messenger RNA, 1437 nt
Organism: Colletotrichum graminicola M1.001
Lineage: Eukaryota; Fungi; Ascomycota; Sordariomycetes; Glomerellales; Glomerellaceae
Product: cytochrome b5-like Heme/Steroid binding domain-containing protein
Exons: 3
Coding region: 1-1437 (478 amino acids)
Biological process (GO): unsaturated fatty acid biosynthetic process
Cellular component (GO): endoplasmic reticulum membrane
Molecular function (GO): iron ion binding; heme binding; stearoyl-CoA 9-desaturase activity
Source: RefSeq, a predicted model, not a curated record